AUGGCCAUCGAGCAAGAUGGCCACGUAAAAAAAUUGCUCAGGCAAGAGAGCUCCACAAAACUGAGGACUUUAGCACGGAACUGCAGAAUACUGAACUACAAAUACGGUCUCAAAGCAAGGUGAGGAAAAGCUCCGCCAAAGCCGUCAAAACCAACUUUUUCGGGCAGAAAACGGCUACCACAGCCCUGGUUACGCUGGCCGAAAACCAGUACGACGAAGAGGGCUCUGACAACAGCAACCAGGCCAUGGAGCUGGGGACCCCGAGCGCCGAGGCUACUCUCACUCCAGCAUACCUUACCAAAGCACUGGAGACACUGACCAACAAACUUGUCGCUACCUGGCAGCAAACCGCGGAUUCUAUUAAGAAAGACAUCCAAGACCUGAGGACCUGCACGGCACACUUGGAAUCCAAGAUGGAUGACUACGCUAGCGCGUACAACCUGUGCCUACGAGGGUCCCCGAAUCAAGCCUACCUUGUGACCUCCAUGCAUAUGUCCGCGGCCUACUUCGGGCCUACGCGCCUGAGACUCCAGCGGAUAUGCUGUUGGUGGCUAGCGUGCACUAGGUCCCUCGGCCGCGACAUCUGCCGGAAACUGCGCCACAAGAUAUCCUGCUGA
This is a messenger RNA of Pelobates cultripes (western spadefoot toad), 617 nucleotides long. The record is from the annotation of a GenBank genome assembly. NCBI's taxonomy places the organism in Eukaryota, Metazoa, Chordata, Amphibia, Anura, Pelobatidae.